AUGGCGGCCUCGCCAUUAUGGGGCCUCCUCCCGACGGACUUGGUCGAGCACCAGGUCGGCCAGAUCGACCUCCUGACGGCCAUGUACCCCGCCGAGGGGGAGGUCGCAAUCGAGAGGGAAUCGGAGGAAACCCUCUCGCUGUUCAGGUCUCGCCUUGAGGACCCGUCGUCACCGCCGCUGCCGCCCUUCGCCAGGCCCCCGCAGGUCACAAUCCUGCUCACCCUCGCCAUCACCCAAGAAGAAGGCUCGUCGAGCCCGAAGGCGCUGCAGCUGGAUAUCGGCGUGCCUUUCGCCCGUGAAGUAGAAAGCGCAGCGGGGGAAGAGAAGGAUGAGGGAGAGGCGCCGCGGAUCAGGGUCCGGGUCCGCCAACCGGCGUGGCUAAGCCGCGCGGCGACGGCGCAGCUCAACGCGAGGGUCGCCGAGGGGGGCGGGGAGGACCUGUUCGGCACGAUCGAGGUCGUCAAGGACGCGGCGGCGGAGUACCUCGAGCGUGCGGCCGCCGGCGGUGAGGGAGAUGCGGAGGCGGAGGAGGAGCCCCUCGUCCGGGUGUGGUUCUACUUCCCCUCCAUCUCGACGCGGUCCAAGCGCGACGACUUCGUCGCCCACGCGCCGGGCUACGGCCUCACGGGCUUCCUCUACGCCGGCAAGCCCGGCCUGCUCUGCCUCGAGGGCGGCUCGCGCGCCAUCGACGACUACAUGUCCUUCAUCAAGACGGAGAGCUGGGGCGACAUCCCCGCGCACCACAAGAAGGUCAGCGAGCGGCACCGCGAGCGCGGCGUCGCCGCCCGCGCCUUCCCGGACAUGCGCGAGGUCACCGACUCCGUCGGCGGCGAGAGGCGCGGCCAGCGCGCGAACCGCGGCGACAUGAAGGCCGUGGAGGCCUGGCUGGCGGAGCGCGGGCUGGGCGACGCCUUCGCCAAGGUGUUGAUGUAG
Messenger RNA from Colletotrichum graminicola M1.001, 933 nucleotides. RefSeq lists its product as uncharacterized. Bases 1 to 933 code for a protein of 310 amino acids. The transcript has a single exon. NCBI's taxonomy places the organism in Eukaryota, Fungi, Ascomycota, Sordariomycetes, Glomerellales, Glomerellaceae. The record is from RefSeq and is a predicted model, not a curated record.